AUGCCUAAUUAUGAAUAUCUUAUACUCGAUGAAUUUUUGCAAAGCGUUCACAUCGGUCACGAGGCUCAACUAUUUAUCAAAGGAAUUGGUGUCUUUACCGGUUAUCUAGGACGUGAUGAUUUGACAACAAGAGCACUUAUUGUGGUAGAUGAUGAAAUAUUUUAUCGAACAGGUGAUCUUGUUCGAAUGGAUAGCAACGGUCUUCUUCAUUAUCAAGGAAGAAACGAUCACCAAAUCAAGCUACGUGGACAACGUAUUGAACUUGGAGAAAUCGAACGAUGUUUACUUAAUACAUCAAUUUCUGCUUGUGUUAUCAUCAAAUGGGAUGAUGACCAUUUGAUUGCUUAUAUACAAAGCUCCGAUAUCGAUAUAGAACAAUUACGUGAACAUUGUCAAUCUCAUCUUCCACCUCAUAUGAUUCCAUCAUUAUUCAUUGUACUUGACAAACUGCCUUUGAAUUCAAAUGGAAAAAUAGAUCGAAAACUUCUUCCUCCUCCUUCUUCUCAUUUCUCUCAUUCUCUACAACUGAAUCAGAAAAAUAAUUUAGAAAUCAAAAGACCUCGGAAUGAAAUUGAAAUUAUAGUUCAUAAUCUUUGGUGUGAUAUUUUUCAACAGAAUCAAAUCUCAAUUGAUAGUAAUAUCUUUGCAAUUGGUGGUCAUUCUCUUCUACUUAUGCAACUUUAUCAUCGAUAUCAAACAACAUUCCAUUUAGAAACAAAAUCUCUUUCUAUUAGUGAUCUAUUUCAAUAUCCAACAAUUAUUGAUCAUGUUCAAUUCAUUCGUCAAGCUAUCAAUAUUGGAAAACAUUUUGAAGAUUGUUGGUCUUCUCUACAUCUCAUUCAAGCACCAGCAUCUUUUGCUCAAGAAAGAAUAUUUCUUGAUGAACAAAUUCGUUUUUCAUCCAAAAGUUACGAUGUGAUAUAUGCUAUUCCAUUACUUUAUCGUGUAUCUUCUGCAACCAGUCCUAUAUCGAUUACUCGAUUACAUCGUGCAUUUCGAUCUAUCAUUAUGAAACAUAGUAUUCUUCGUACAGCACUUCAUAUUGAUACUAAUGGUUCCAUUAUACAGCAUUAUCUGAAUUUGGAUAUAAAUAGUAAUGAUGUGAAGCCAUACGAAUUUUCAGUAAUAAAUCUUCGUGAAGAUAAUGAUCGUAACAUUGGUAAAACAAUAUAUGAGAUAAUAAAACGUAAUGAUUUAUUAGAGUUAGUCAAAGAGCGUGUAAUUCAUUGUCAUAUUCUUCGUCAAUAUCGUCCGGAUGAUAAUCUCUCAUCGGAGAAUGAUGAUCUGUUGACUAAAGAUGAUUUAAUAUUAUUUAACAUUCAUCAUUCAGCAUUUGAUGGAGCUUCUACAUCAGUUUUUCUUCGUGACUUUUCCUUUGCUUAUGAGACUGAUUGUUCAUUAGCUUUGAAUGAUGAUACAUUACAAUACAUUGAUUAUUCCGUUUAUGAACAUCAAAUGGAUAUGACAUUAUCACGUGACUUUUGGUGCAAACAACUUAGAGGAUACAAUCUCGAAUGUCGAUUGUCAUUACCAACUGAUCGGCAUCGUUUGUCGGCUGAUCAACGAUCUGCUUUUGCAUCUAUAGCUCAAAUGUCUUUUGAUGAGGACAUCUCCAUAGCAUUUGUAAAUUAUGCAUGUGCACAUAAAAUCACACCAUUUCAGCUAGGACUGGCUACAUUUUAUGCAUUUCUAUUCAAAUUAACUCAUGGUCAAAAUGAUAUCUGUAUUGCUUGUCUCAAUGCUAAUCGAUAUAAAAGUGAAUUAGAAAAUAUGAUUGGAAUGUUUGUUGCAACAUUGCCAUACCGUAUUCAAUUAAAUUCUCAUUGGUCAUUUGAUGAACUUGUCAAACAUGUACAAGAAAAAUGUUUGUCAAUUCUCGAACAUUCUCAUUAUCCACUACAAUAUAUUCUUGCUGAUUCUCAUCUUAAUCAAUUGAAAAUGCCUUUUCUCGAAACAGUAUUUGAUUUUAUCACUGUGUCUUCCGAUAUGACUUGCUUAUGUUUGAAUGAUGCAACUUUAGAACAAGUGUCAUUUGAACAAUCAUUUGAAGUAGCUAAAUUUGAUUUCAUGUUGACAUUUAUUUACAAUCCAACAUUGAAUGAUAAUAGACUUUCAUGUCGUUUCGUCUGCUCUCAUGAUUUAUUUGAUCCGUCAACAGUUGAGAAGAUGGCACAAAGAUUUCAAAAUGUUUUCUACCAACUUUUCUCUUCAAAGUCCAGUGCUUCUCAGAUUGAUCAAUCUUUUACACCUAUCAAGAAACUGUCACUUAUUUUACCAAACGAAGCUCAAGAAAUGCAAGGAACAAUCUUUUACAGAUUACCCAAUAUUGUCAAUGAAGGUAUGUUUAUUUACUUUUUAUGUUUUUUUUAUGUAGAUUAUAUGCCAUAA
This is a messenger RNA of Rotaria sordida, 2388 nucleotides long. The record is from the annotation of a GenBank genome assembly. Lineage: Eukaryota; Metazoa; Rotifera; Eurotatoria; Philodinida; Philodinidae.